AUGUUAUUUAUUUUGUUAGAUAUUCCCUCUUCAUUUUUGCUUAAUUUCCAACCACCAACAAACUCAUCCAGUGUUGUUGACACUUCCUCUUUAAAUUUAAAAUCUUCACCUCCUUCUACAAAACAAAAACAAUUUCCAAAUUCAGAAGCUUCUUUUAUCCAACAAACACAAAAUAAUAUUGAAUGUCAAUGCAACAGUUUAAAUAAAACAGAGCAACGAGUAGAUUUGGCCAAAGUUAAAAAUAAUUAUUUCUCUUCAUUUGCUGACCAAUCCUCUUCUAUCAACAAUCAUUCAACAAUUAAUAUUUCCUCUCCUUGUUCCUCAUCUUUUGUAGCAAAUAUCAGCAAUAGUAGAGGUGGUGGUUGUUCUCAUUUGGUUGGAGACAAUUUAUUAGUUAAUAAAGUCAAACUGCCUUCCUCGGGUACAAUAGCUAUUGCCGAGGGGGCUGUCAGCAUUGGACAUGAGCCUUCUUCGGCAAAUGUUCAAUUACCAGCAACUUCUUCCUCUACAGCCUCUUCUGCCUCUUCCUCGUCCACACAAGGUUUAAAAGUCAGUUUGGGAACUAAAGGACAUCGACCAGAUGAUGCAACUAGAAUUUUUACCUCAAAACUCACCCCUUUUGAAAGUACAGAAAUUUACAAUUAUCAACGGAAACGUCAAUGCGUGGUUGGGGGCUCUAAUAAUAAUAAUUUUGAUGACGAAAAUGGAUCUUAUGUUUUGGUUUUACACGAUCAUAUUGCUUAUAGAUAUGAAAUUUUAAAAAUUAUUGGAAAAGGAAGUUUUGGGCAGGUUAUUAAAGCUUUUGAUCACAAAUAUCAACAAUAUGUUGCUUUAAAAAUUGUUAGAAAUGAGAAACGUUUUCAUCGACAAGCAGAAGAAGAAGUUCGAAUUUUGGAUCAUUUAAAGAAACAAGAUGUUGAUGGUGUAUUUAAUGUUAUUCACAUGUUGGAUCAUUUUACUUUUCGAAAUCACAAAUGUAUUACUUUUGAAUGUCUCAGUAUUAAUCUUUACGAAUUAAUAAAGAAAAAUAAAUUUCAAGGAUUUAGUUUGGCUCUUGUUCGUAAAUUUGCCCAUUCAAUUCUUCAAUGUUUAGAAUUAUUGCAUUUAAAUCGUUUAAUUCAUUGUGACUUGAAACCAGAAAAUGUUUUGUUAAAAACUCCAAAUCGUUCCUCAAUAAAAGUUAUCGACUUUGGGUCUUCUUGUUUUGACGAUCAACGGAUAUAUUCUUAUAUUCAAUCGAGAUUUUAUCGGGCGCCGGAAGUUAUUCUCGGUGCAAAAUAUGGAAUGCCAAUCGAUAUGUGGUCGCUUGGAUGUAUUUUGGCUGAGUUACUUACCGGCUAUCCCCUCUUGCCAGGGGAGGAUGAAGGAGACCAAUUAGCCCUCAUAAUUGAACUAUUGGGAAUGCCUAGUUCCAAACUUUUGGAGGGUGGAAAAAGAACAAAAAACUUUUUUACUUCCAAAGGCCAUCCUCGUUAUUGUCAAGUAACACAAUUAAUGGAUGGAACUACUGUUUUAACUGGUGGGAGAUCUAAAAGAGGAAAAUUAAGAGGCCCUCCAGCAUCUAGAUCAAUGCAAAAUGCUUUAAAGAAUCAAGCAGAUGAACUUUUUUUGGAUUUUUUAAAGCAUUGUUUGGAUUGGGAUCCAGAUGCACGUUUAACACCGAUGCAAGCGCUCAAACAUCCUUGGUUACGUAGAAGGCUACCAAGAGCUCCAUUGGGUGGAAAUGGUGGGGGAAUUAUUUCUGGUAAUGGAAAUGGUUUAGAUAAUUCAUUAACUAUAAGUUCUGGAAUUUUAAAAUAAAUUUUGGGUAAUUAAUUAAUUACACUUGUCUGUAUUGAUUUUUGUUAUUUAAAAAUGUUUGAUUUUCUUUUUGUUUUUAAGGCAAUUUUAUCUAUUAAUAUAUUUUAUCUACUAUUAAAUUUUCUUCUUUUUUCUGCAAAAAGAUUUAUGCAAAAACUUAUCAAAAAUAAUUUUGUCGGGCAUUUCUUUUGUUUCCCCCCCUAUUUUAAAUUUUUGUUUUAUUUUUAUAUAUUUGUAUUUUUGCUUUUUGAAAGAUUUUUAAAUACGGGUUACUUAAGAAUAUGUCAUUUGAAAAAUUUCGGCAGGUUGGUUAAGAUGUUAUCAAAUGUCAGUAAUUGUCAAAUAACCCAGACAAUAUUCAGAGUGGCCCGUGUCGUAAAAUUUUUCUGCAUUUUUAAUACAUAUUCAGAUUUUCGAUUGUGCGGGUUGGGAUACGAAUGGAAUAUUAAAAUUUUUUUAAAUGGUUGCGACCUGAUCUGCCGCUGCCCAGUUGUCGCAGGGAAUAGUAGUUUUAAGUAUAAAUCAGAAUUAUACCCUACUGUAACCAACCAAAUCGAAAAAUUUUUG
This is a messenger RNA of Meloidogyne enterolobii, 2367 nucleotides long. NCBI's taxonomy places the organism in Eukaryota, Metazoa, Nematoda, Chromadorea, Rhabditida, Meloidogynidae. The record is from the annotation of a GenBank genome assembly.